GGCGCUCACUAGCCGGAGCGGUGCGGGCGGUCCGGCGGCGACAGGCACGUUGCAUUCGCACCUUAGGUUCAGCCCCGGCCACCCAGCGGUGCAGCGUCUUAGUGCUGCAGUGGCGCGGUGCGGUGUCCCGGUAACCAGGGGGUGGGAAUCCAGCCCUGGAGCUAGGCUGGCGUUGCUGGCCCAGAACCUUGGGCUCUUGGGGCACUAGUGUCCACCCGGGGCUGUGCGCGAUGUCUUGCUCUUGUUCUUUCUGGACCAGGGUUCUCCUCGGCAGGUUCGGGAUGCAGCGGGCAGCGGUGCUGGUGCGGCGGGGCUCCUGCCCCCGCGCCUCGGGCCCCUGGGGCCGUAGUCACAGCAGCGCUGCAGCCGAAGCCUCCGCGGCGCUCAAGGUGCGACCGGAGCGCAGCCCUCGGGACCGCAUCCUCACUCUGGAGUCCAUGAACCCGCAGGUGAAGGCGGUGGAGUACGCGGUGCGCGGACCCAUCGUGCUCAAGGCCGGCGAGAUCGAGAUGGAGCUGCAGCGGGGUAUCAAAAAACCAUUCACCGAGGUAAUCCGAGCCAACAUUGGGGAUGCCCAUGCUAUGGGCCAGCAGCCAAUCACCUUCCUUCGUCAGGUGAUGGCACUCUGUACCUAUCCAAACCUGCUGAGCAGCCCCAGCUUCCCAGAAGAUGCGAAGAAGAGAGCCCGGAGGAUCCUGCAGGCCUGUGGUGGAAACAGCUUGGGAUCUUACAGUGCCAGCCAGGGUGUGAACUGUAUCCGUGAAGAUGUGGCAGCCUUUAUCACCAGGAGAGAUGGUGUGCCUGCAGACCCGGACAACAUUUACCUGACCACUGGAGCUAGCGACGGUAUUUCUACGAUCCUGAAGCUCUUGGUCUCUGGGGGUGGCAAGUCGCGGACAGGCGUGAUGAUCCCCAUCCCACAGUACCCUCUGUACUCUGCGGUCAUCUCCGAGCUGGACGCCGUCCAGGUGAACUACUACCUAGACGAGGAGAACUGUUGGGCCUUGAAUGUGGACGAGCUCCGGCGGGCAGUGCGGCAAGCCAAAGACCACUGUGACCCCAAAGUUCUCUGCAUUAUCAACCCUGGGAACCCCACAGGCCAGGUACAAAGCAGAAAGUGCAUAGAAGAUGUGAUUCACUUUGCCUGGGAAGAGAAGCUUUUCCUCCUGGCUGAUGAGGUGUAUCAGGACAACGUGUACUCUCCUGACUGUAGAUUCCAUUCCUUUAAGAAAGUGCUCUACCAGAUGGGGCAUGAGUACUCCAGCAACGUGGAGCUGGCGUCCUUCCAUUCCACCUCUAAGGGCUACAUGGGCGAGUGUGGCUACAGAGGGGGCUACAUGGAGGUGAUCAAUUUGCACCCUGAGAUCAAAGGCCAGCUGGUAAAGCUGCUCUCAGUUCGACUCUGCCCGCCAGUGUCUGGACAAGCCGCCAUGGACAUCGUUGUGAACCCCCCUGAACCAGGCGAGGAGUCCUUUGAGCAGUUCAUCAGGGAGAAAGAAUUCGUUCUUGGAAAUCUGGCCAAAAAAGCGAAGCUGACAGAAGAUCUCUUUAACCAAGUCCCUGGGAUUCAGUGCAACCCCCUGCAAGGAGCGAUGUAUGCUUUUCCUCGGAUUCUCAUUCCUGCCAAGGCUGUGGAGGCGGCUCAGUCCCAUAAGAUGGCCCCAGACAUGUUUUACUGCAUGAAGCUCCUGGAGGAGACUGGCAUCUGUGUCGUGCCUGGCAGUGGCUUUGGGCAGCGAGAAGGCACCUACCACUUCAGAAUGACAAUUCUCCCUCCCGUGGAGAAACUGAAGACGGUACUCCAUAAGGUGAAAGAUUUUCACCUCAAGUUCCUGGAGAAAUACGCAUGAGGACGCCUCAGGCGCCAGAGGGUCUCGGUCCCAAUGCUGCCCAGGCCUUCCUCAUGGACUCUGCCUCAGACCUCACGCAGGUUGCCAACCCUGUUCAUCAUCAUUUUUCCCAGGAGACUUCUUUCUUUGUGCCUUGAUGUUGAGAGCUCUCUUCUGAGCAAACAGUGAUUUUGCAAUGUCUCACAGGCCCUGUUUUUUAAAUGCAACCAAAGCAGAGUCAGCUUGCUCGGCAGAUGUGGCUGGAAUUCUCUGAAUCACCUCUGUUUGUUGUGUUCGGAACGUUCCUUUGGGUUUUGAGCAGCCAAGGUACAUUGAAAUAAGAUAGUUCAGAUCUGCAGAAACAAGCAGGUGUUGGGAAAUGUGUGACUUAACAUGGUGAGGACUGGAAACCCGGAAAUCAACUGUGAGAUCCCUUAGCAGCGUGGAAACAUAGUGUUUUGAACAGUAAACCUGCAAAUCCAGCAAAAACCCAGAGAAAGCUUGUCAUUCUGGUCUGGAGAUAGGCAGCUCAUCACAGACCAGAAUACUAAAGUCAGCAGUGGCACAGGGGUCA
Messenger RNA from Peromyscus eremicus (cactus mouse), 2403 nucleotides. It is a transcript of the gene Gpt2, whose product is annotated as glutamic--pyruvic transaminase 2. Gene Ontology annotation, molecular function: L-alanine:2-oxoglutarate transaminase activity; pyridoxal phosphate binding. Gene Ontology annotation, biological process: biosynthetic process. The transcript is spliced from 11 exons. Lineage: Eukaryota; Metazoa; Chordata; Mammalia; Rodentia; Cricetidae. The record is from RefSeq and is a predicted model, not a curated record. Bases 231 to 1850 code for a protein of 539 amino acids.